AUGUUAAUACGUCUUGAAUUUCCAAAUCUAAUUCAAUUUUCACCAUCCUUUCCCCUUCACAGCCAACCGAUCAAGUGCGGCGACACCAUCCGGCUGCACCACCUGUCGACGAACAAGAACCUACACUCGCACCACUUCCAGAGUCCGCUGUCCGGCAACCAGGAGAUCUCCGCCUACGGGGACGACAAGGGCAUCGGUGAUUCCGGCGACCACUGGCUGGUGGUGUGCUCGGGCGAUUCCUGGCUGCGGGACACUCCGGUCAAGCUGCGCCACGUGGACACCGACGCGUACCUGUCGAUCUCGGGCCGCACCUUUGGGCGUCCCAUCAACGGCCAGUUCGAGGUGGUUGGCAUCAGCAAUCCCUACUCGGGAACCGACUGGACCGCGGCCGAGGGACUGUUUAUCCAUCCGGCGGAGGGCGAGAGUGGCGAGCCGCGUCACACGGAGCUGUAGAGACUGAGCCGAACUUGUAGAACAAAUUUCAGCGA
Culex pipiens pallens (northern house mosquito) is the source of this 488-nucleotide messenger RNA. RefSeq names its product stromal cell-derived factor 2-like. The coding region runs from base 1 to 453 and encodes 150 amino acids. The record is from RefSeq and is a predicted model, not a curated record. Lineage: Eukaryota; Metazoa; Arthropoda; Insecta; Diptera; Culicidae. The transcript has a single exon.